Messenger RNA from Lactuca saligna, 657 nucleotides. The record is from the annotation of a GenBank genome assembly. Lineage: Eukaryota; Viridiplantae; Streptophyta; Magnoliopsida; Asterales; Asteraceae.
AUGAAGAUUAAGAAAGUGGAUCAUAAGACCAUAUCUCCCACUUCGAGUGACCACGAGAGCUCGCAGUCAUACACACUUUCGGAGGUUCCUAUGCAGGGUGGAUUUUCCAUCCCUUCUCCUACAUCUACGUUUUCUACCCCCAUCACCAUAGCACCUUGCCCACCAGUAUCCUUGAGUGUUUCGCAAAGCCAAACCCCAUUCUUCACCGAUUCAACCGCAACUACAAUCACUACCACUGACGAACCUCCAGUCAAUGUCAACACAUCUGAUGCGGGGGCAAGGGCUUCAGGAUUCUCAGUAGGUCAUUCCACACCACCCGUUUCUACACUAAGGCGGGAUGAUCCGGAGACUAUUUUUGGAGGUGAUGUAAAUUUUGAAGACUUCACAUUCAGUCCUUUUCAUGUUGUUGAGGAAAGUGAUGAAGACGCUACUGUCACUCAAAAACAAUUCAAAGCCAUCAAUGAUAAACUGGAUUCGUUAAUCCAAUCCUCUAAUUCUUCAUCCAACAAUGCAUAUUCCCAGGAAGUAGUCAAGGCAUUAAAUGAAACAACUUUAAAAGAGCACGCUGCGAACCUAGAGAAUGCAAAUAAAGCCAUGGAGGAUUCAGCUAAAACCUGCAAGGAAGCGACCGAUAAAGUCAAUAAACUAAUUUCAUGA